AUGAAUGACAUUGCACAGAAAACCGAGAUUCUGCUCUCUUCAUCUAAACCCGUCCCCAAGUCCUAUGUGCCCAAGCUUCACAAGGGGGAUGUGAAGGACAAAUUUGAAGCCAUGCAAAAAGCAAGGGAAGAAAGAAAUCAAAGGAGAUCUAGAGAUGAAAAGCAAAGAAGAAAAGAACAAUAUGUUAGAGAGAGAGAAUGGAACAGGAGAAAGCAGGAGAUGAAAGAGCUGCUGGCUUCUGAUGAAGACGAUGACACCAAACUAUCUAAAACAGAAAAAGGUUAUGUCCCAAAACUAAUAGGAACUGUUAAAGGCAAGUUUGCAGAAAUGGAGAAGCAAAGGCAAGAAGAAGAAAGGAAAAGGACGGAAGAGGAGAGGAAACGCAGACUGGAACAAGAUCUGAUCGAGAAAAGAAAAAUCCAGAGAGAACUGGCAAAGAAAGCACAGGAGAUUGGUGACUUUACCAAUACGGGGACUGACUCAGCAGCUGAGGAAGGGGAUGAUUCACUGCUAGUUACAGUAGUGCCUGUGAAACCCACCAAGACACCUGGGAAGAUGAAAAUCAACUGUGAGAACACAGGAGAGGAGAGAGCAGAACAGAGACUGGAGGAAGAGAUGAAGAACGAAAACCAAUUCCUCUCGAUUGUCACGGAUGGCAGCAGUGAAAGCGCCGAGGCGGUGUCUCCCGGCAAGCUGCGGGUGACGUUCGAGGAGCUGGAGCGGCAGCGGCAGGAGCAGCAGAGGCGGCGGGCGGAGCAGCAGGCGCGGCAGCGGCGGCAGCAGGAGAGGCGAGCCCUGCAGGGCACGGGAAACGAAGGUGGCGACGAAGACUCUGAAAAUUCCGUUCAGGAAUUCCGCCCUGGGAAACUGAGACUGAGUUUUGAGGAGCUGGAAAGGCAGAGGAGGGAGGAGGAGAAGAGGAGAGCAGAGGAGGAGGCAAAACGCCGCAUGGAGGAGGAGAAGAGAGCGUUUGCUGAGGCCAGGAGGAACAUGGUGCCGGAUGAGGAAUCCCCAGAAAUGUUUAAAACCUUCUCUCAAGAAUCCCUCGUGCCUGGGAAACUGGAAAUCAACUUCGAGGAGCUGCUGAGGCAGAAGAUGGAAGAGGAGAAGAGACGCACAGAGGAGGAGCGGCGGCAGAAGCUGGAGCUGGAGAGGCAGGAAUUCCAACAGCUCAGGCAGGAAAUGGGAGAGCUGGAAGAGGAGUGUGAAACUUUUGAGCUGAGCAAAGAAUACGAAGAAUUAAUCAAGCUAAAAAGAAGUGGUUCUAUUCAGGCAAAGAACUUGAAAAGCAAGUUUGAGAAAAUAGGGCAGUUGUCUCAAGCAGAAAUACAGAAGAAGAUUGAGGAGGAGAGAGCAAAGAGAAGAGCAAUGGAUGAAGAGAUAAGAGAAAGGGAAGCUGAGAAAUUCCAAGAGGAGGACGAUGUAGAUGUGAGACCAGCCCAGAAAUGCGAGGCUCCUUUCACUCACAAGGUGAACAUGCGGGCCCGUUUCGAGCAGAUGGCGCGGGCGCGGCAGGAGGAGGAGCAGAGGAGGAUCGAGGAGCAGAAACUGCUGCGCAUGCAGUUCGAGCAGAAGGAGAUCGAUGCAGCCUUACAGAAGAAAAGAGAAGAGGAGGAAGAUGAAGAGGGAAGCAUCAUUAACGGUUCUGCUUGUGAAGAUGAGGAGGAUCAAGCUCGAUCUGGAGCUCCCUGGUUCAAGAAGUCCCUGAAAAACACGUCUGUUGUCGAUGGCGAGCCAGUGAGAUUUACAGUGAAAAUCACUGGAGAGCCAAAGCCCCAAGUGACGUGGUGGUUUGAGGGGGAGAUGCUGCAGGACUCUGAGGACUAUCAGUACAUUGAGAGAGGAGAGACCUACUGCCUGUACCUGCCAGAGACCUUCCCUGAGGAUGAAGGGGAAUACAUGUGCAAAGCUGUCAACAACAGAGGCUCAGCUGCCAGCACCUGCAUCCUCACCAUCGAAAGUAAGAGUUAGCAUUUUCAUCUGCCCAAUUCUGUCUUCUUUUCAUCCUUCCUGUUAUCAAAACCUAAUUACCUUUUUCUCUGAACCCUUCUUGUAUUUUCUAGCUGAUGACUACUAAUGCUCUACCUUAGCUGGAAUCUUUCUUCCCCUCAACCUUCUUACUGCAUCAUCUCUCUCUCUGAUGGGGCCAACUAAAGAAAAGGAUAUGCAAUAAUUUGUCAUUCCUGCAUCACAAUAACCUUCAAAUUAUGAGUGUGUCUGGAUUCCCUCCUCAAGGCAAAAAUCAGUUUUAAAGGUUAAAAAAAAAAAAAAAAAAGAAUCAAUGUAUGAAAGAUCAACAAAGGAAAAAGCUGAAUUAAAAUAGUGCUCCCCCAGUAAAGACCAACUGCUGCCUGACGGAAUAAACUGAAUAACCAGCUGGA
This is a messenger RNA of Empidonax traillii (willow flycatcher), 2381 nucleotides long. RefSeq names its product nexilin F-actin binding protein (gene NEXN). Gene Ontology annotation, cellular component: plasma membrane; axon. Gene Ontology annotation, biological process: dendrite self-avoidance; axon guidance; homophilic cell-cell adhesion. Bases 1 to 1971 code for a protein of 656 amino acids. NCBI's taxonomy places the organism in Eukaryota, Metazoa, Chordata, Aves, Passeriformes, Tyrannidae. The record is from RefSeq and is a predicted model, not a curated record. The transcript is spliced from 12 exons. Gene Ontology annotation, molecular function: cell-cell adhesion mediator activity.